Molecule: messenger RNA, 774 nt
Organism: Paraglomus brasilianum
Lineage: Eukaryota; Fungi; Glomeromycota; Glomeromycetes; Paraglomerales; Paraglomeraceae
Source: the annotation of a GenBank genome assembly
AUGAGCGUACAUACCGGAGCUAAGAAAACUUCUCCUUUGGAAAUGAAGCUGUCUGGAGAAAUUCCAUGUCAAGUCUUCAGUUCUCUACCCUCCAAACCUGAUUUGCUUAAGGAAAUAGAUAUAUUGAUAGAAUGUUAUCUUACUGAAGAAUAUAGACAGAGCGUUGAUAUGAAUUUACCAUGUAGCAAUCAGAAGCCUAUGUUUGACUACCCUGUAUAUUUAGAAACAUUGAAUUAUUUUAAGUUGUUCUACUUGGUUACGAGAUGGAUAAAAUCGCAGCCGGAAAUUGAUGAUGUCAAAAUGAGGACAGGGCGAAGGCGUUUGGUUCAUGCGAUAUUGAGAGUUUAUGCUCGUUCUCACGUACAGAAAAGAAUAGAACUAAUUUUUACUGCGUGGAUGGAAGACAGGGGAACUGAUGAUGAACAACGUCCGUUUGCUGUAAUGCUUGAGCAAAAUGAACUAGAUGAAUUGAUUGUGCAACCGCCGCCUGGACUUAAUAGAUUUUUCGCUGUAAUUAAUGCUGGCAUAAUGCCACAGUCAAAGACAUUAAGACUAAUGGAGUUUCGUAGUAUUAAUUUUGCAACAUAUGAAAAGCCAUUUGGAGCUUUACAAAAGUGUACGAGCAUUGAAAUCAGUAAUAAUAAGGGAUUGCCAGCUUUGGACGAAUGGGCAAUGAAAAAUGCGGGGGUAAUAUUAGCACUUACUGAAAAGCCAAAAUCAAAGAUUAGCGAGCCAGUCACUCAUGCAAGUUACCCAUCACAAACAACUACAUAG